Messenger RNA from Carica papaya (papaya), 759 nucleotides. The record is from RefSeq and is a predicted model, not a curated record. NCBI's taxonomy places the organism in Eukaryota, Viridiplantae, Streptophyta, Magnoliopsida, Brassicales, Caricaceae.
AUGGAGAGGGCCAUGGCUGGAGGAGAGGUUUCAGAAAAGUUUGUGGAGAGGUGUGAAGAGGUGGAAGAAGUAGUGGAGGUGACCGAUUACUGGAAUAGCCAGUGGGCUGGGAGGGAGGUGAAGAUGGGAGAUGGGAGAUGGGAAAAGAGUUGGGGUGUUACAGUUGAACUGACGAUGGAAGUCGAUGAGCUGCUGGAGAAGAUACUGAAAGAACAUGAAGAAAUAAGGAAGAAGAAAAAUAGUGUCGAACACAAAGAUUUGAUGGAUAUUCUUUUGGACUUCUAUGAGGAUAAUGACAAAUCUGAGUUUAGAAUUACAAGAACCCAGAUCAAGGCCUUCAUUGCAGAUCUUUUCAUGGCAGGCACAUCUACUUCAGCAGAAACAAUGCAGUGGACAAUGGCAGAGUUGAUAAACCAUCCUGACUUGUUGAAGAAGGUGAGAGAUGAGAUUGAUUCAGUGAUUACAACUAAUUAUCGGUGGUUGGUGGAAGAAUCAGAUAUCUGCAAACUUCCAUAUUUACAGGCAGCGGAAGAAUCACUCAGAUUGCACCCAUCAGCUCCACUGAUAACAAGAGAAUGCCGCACCAAAAGUUGUAGAAUCAAAGAGUUUGAUAUACCUGAGAAAACUACAGUAGCUUUAAAUUUGUACGCCAUAAUGAGAGAUCGUGAUGAAUGGGACAGACCAGAUGAGUUCUUGCCAGAAAGGUUCUUGGAUUUUUCAAUUAAAAAAAAAAAAAAACAAUUACAUAAACCAAUAUGA